AUGAAUCACAACAAUGAUAAUAAUGACAAUGACAUUGUAGAGAUAUCAAUGUCUACGAUGUUGACACCAGAGGGAGAGGAGAUUGAUUAUGAAACUCCACCUCAAGGCGAUGAAGAUAUGUUCUGCGAUGUUGGUCAAUCAUCAGAUGCAAUGGCAAUGGUCGACAUGUCAAUGUUGAUCGGACAAGACAAUCAACAAAUGUUGGAAGAGGAGAUACUAGACUUUAACGAGACACCUUUACUCAAUGAUAUAAUCACAGCAAACAACAAUAAUAACAACAAUAAUAGUAACAAUGAUGGUCAUAGACAUGCACACAAUCAUCUUCAAAUUGGCACUCAACAACAUUGUCAUUGCGUCGACAUUGACAGCUUCAUUGAGUUGAUGACCACGGAGAACCCUUACAUCCUGUCUGGCUUUCGCGAGUUCACUACUCGCUCAUUCAAACAAUGUACCAAGAGUGUAUUCAUGUUACACAAUGAUACAGGCAACAUAUGGACACACUUGAUACCAGCGAUACUAUACCUUGUUGUGUUUGUAAAGGACUUGUUGGCGGCGAUGCAUUUGAUACCUGAUCGUCACCAGGAUAGACAACAUACUCCAAUGUAUUUGAUGAACUUGUUGUUCUUCUUGGCGACAUGUUUCCUCUGUUUCCUGGCAUCAUCAAUCUAUCAUACAUAUCGAUCACAUUCUAUAACAGUGUACAAAAGAACAUUGAUGUUGGAUGUCUCAUUCAUUGGUCUACUCAUCCUCACCUCUGUCAACCUCAUCAUCUACAGUGAGCUCUACUGCUUCCCCAACAUCCGCUCACUCUUCCUAUUCUCAUUCCUCUUCCUAAUAGUCACAGCACUAUCACUAUUACCAAAGAUGAUGAGAGAGAAGAAGUUCUCAUUGAGGACAUUUGUAUUCUCAUUCUUGGCAUUGCAGGGAUUGGUGUCACAUAUGCUCAGGUUGUAUUUGGAGAGUGGAGGCAUGAGUAGUGAGCCAUACACAUUCGGCAACGACAGCAAUUUCCAAUGGCUACUAUUAUCAUAUGGAUUCUUUGGUAUUGGAUUAUCAAUCAGACGUCUUAGAUUCCCAGAGAUACUAGCACCUGGCAAGUUUGACAUAUUCGUCUCAAGUCAUCAGAUAUUCCAUGUAUUGGUAGCACUUGGUACUCUGUUUAUCUUUAAGGCUUAUGGCAAUGGGACUGAAGUGUGUCAAGUUUACAUGUAG
Molecule: messenger RNA, 1212 nt
Organism: Acytostelium subglobosum LB1
Lineage: Eukaryota; Evosea; Eumycetozoa; Acytosteliales; Acytosteliaceae
Exons: 4
Coding region: 1-1212 (403 amino acids)
Cellular component (GO): membrane
Molecular function (GO): signaling receptor activity
Source: RefSeq, a predicted model, not a curated record